GUAUCAUUUACCUGUUUUGAAAACAUUUUUUAUCUAAUCACGUAAAAGAGGAAGAACGCAUUCAAGAGUAUGGUUGUGUAGAUAUUUUAAUAAGUUUAGUUUUAAAAUGUCGCGGACAUUUGGAGUGUGUUGGAUAUUUCUUUGGAUUUCGGCUGCUGCUAAUGUUACAGCUUAUUAUGUCCUUUCAAAUGAAACUGCCUCGUGGGACAAUGCAAAAAGUAGGGGAAACUUUGCAACACCAACAAUUCAAGGGAAUAACUCUUCUUGGUUUAAUAUCAAUAUAACAUCUGACCUAAAUGAAAAUGAAACAGCAUGGGUUGGAUAUUAUAAGAAGGAAACAGCCUUUGCUUACAUUGGAUGUAGCCUAUUAAACAAAACAGUACCAAAUGGUUUGUUGCCGACAAGGAAGAAUUCCCCAGGCAAUUGCUUUUCAUUGUGCAAAGAAACAUAUCACAGUUAUAUUGGAUUAAACAAAGGCAAUUGUUUUUGCCUAAGUGAAUUACCAAGUGGAAACAUAACAUUGAGUAAAUGUGAUAUUUCUCCUAAUGGAGAUUGGAUUGCUGGUGGAAACGAUUGUAUGUCAUUGUACCAAAAGAUCAGAGCGGAUAUACAUGUUACAAGAGGCGGGAAUAGCGGAAAAUGUCUUGUGUUUGAAGCAAGGAAUAAUGAGCUUUAUUGGACACGGUGUGAAGAAUAUGACCAAACACUAUGCAAAAACGGUUCUGCUAUCGUUUCUGCCCAGUAUUAUUCACAAACAUACUUUUCGUGGAAGCAUUAUGUAAAAGCUUGUUUCGAAAUAAACUUGUCUCCAAUCAGCUAUAAUGACACUUUGAAUUCAACAAGUAUAAGCCAGGCUAAUGGUCCAACAUCGACAAAUGUUAUUCGCAGUGAUGCAAUAUAUAGAUUUAAUGAGAAACCAAAUGCAAUUAGUACAGAUGACAGUGUGAAGUAUGGAUAUAUUACUAAACGUGGGAACAUUACAUUUUUACUUUUCACUGAAACUAGUUCAAACAAGCGCUAUCUGCUUCAAAUAGAUUCAGAGACAGGAUUAAAUCUCACCAGUGAACAAAUACGGACAACAACCACACCGACAUCAACGACCAAAACAACACGAAAACCACUAGAUAAUGGCACCACACCAAGACAUACUUCAUCAUUACCAAUAAAAUCUUCAUCUAUUACCACAUCCUCCAUACCUUCAGUGAACGAUGGUAUCACGAAUAGUUCAGAACCCAUGCAGUCAAUAUCUGUGACAAGUAUAUCAGAAAGUUCUGACGUUAGUGUCUCUGUCAGCAUUUCAGUUGUUGCUGUAAUCAUUGUGGUAGUUAUUGUUACAAUAAUAACUUUAAAAAAACGAAAGAAACUCUUUAUUCGAUGCUGCAAGACAACAGACCAAACGCAGAGUCGUACCAUCCAUCAGGGGAUUAAUGAACUUGUUCAAAUAGGAAGGAACAAUUCAAAAGAGAUCGCUUUGCCUUGCCAAAUAAGUGGUUCUUUAUACCAAAAUGUCGACGCGCCAUCUAGGGAGAUCACUGAUCCGCAUACAUAUUGUGGCCUUGAAAAUAUCGAACGGGGAACAAAUAAUAUGGAAAGUGAAUACAGUCAACUGUCAUUAUCUUGAUUAUAGAUAGAUUGUCAAAAAGAAGUCAUUGUAACAAUAUGGCGAAAUAACCGUUUUUUCAAAUCUUUUUGAGGAUCUUUUUUGAAAUCUGGGAAAAAGGAAGAUCCUUCGAAAGCAAAUUAUUCAUGUCAGUAACUAAAUGCACGUAUUUCUUGUCUUUAUGUUGGUCCAAAUGGACCUGAUUUGUUUAAAAUCAAUAUUUUUGUAAAAUUACUUCUUUUUCUAAUGAUUUCUAUUCAAAUUUUGUCUGAAGUUACAGACUUUUUAAUAAAUAUUUGCUCCAGCUCAUCGCCGAUAACCUUCA
This is a messenger RNA of Ruditapes philippinarum (Manila clam), 1925 nucleotides long. RefSeq lists its product as uncharacterized. The transcript is spliced from 11 exons. Bases 107 to 1621 code for a protein of 504 amino acids. The record is from RefSeq and is a predicted model, not a curated record. Lineage: Eukaryota; Metazoa; Mollusca; Bivalvia; Venerida; Veneridae.